This is a messenger RNA of Ceratina calcarata, 1707 nucleotides long. It is a transcript of the gene Alg7, whose product is annotated as Alg7 dolichyl-phosphate N-acetylglucosaminephosphotransferase. Gene Ontology annotation, cellular component: membrane. The record is from RefSeq and is a predicted model, not a curated record. Gene Ontology annotation, biological process: dolichol-linked oligosaccharide biosynthetic process. The coding region runs from base 166 to 1389 and encodes 407 amino acids. Gene Ontology annotation, molecular function: UDP-N-acetylglucosamine-dolichyl-phosphate N-acetylglucosaminephosphotransferase activity. Lineage: Eukaryota; Metazoa; Arthropoda; Insecta; Hymenoptera; Apidae. The transcript has 8 exons.
CCUGCCUAGAGCGACACGUACAACGCAUCUGUUUGAACGUAAAAAAAUGUACGGGUUAAGUCCUCAUCGUUUUCGCCGUUGUUUAAAAAAAGAUGGUACUAGACUAGACACUGUUAGACUAGAUACAUGUGAUUCGUUUUGUACGUGUUUGUACGGUCCGACGAGAUGUUGAGCGCGAACGACGAUGGCCGGAGGUCCGUUUCUCCGAUUUUAAUUAAUCUCGCGAUGUCAAUAGCCGCGUACUUCUUAACCGUGCGUUUAAUACCGGGUAUAAAGGAUAUGUUCAUCAAAGCUAACCUAUAUGGUGUCGAUAUGAAUAAGACCAGUGGUGAGAAAGUGCCCGAAGCCUUAGGCGUCGUCACCGGAUGCGUUUUCCUCGUGACGCUAUUUUUGUUUAUUCCCAUACCGUUCACAAAUUAUCUAUUUAGCGAUACGAACUUCCCUCACAACGAGUUCAUGGAAUUUUUGGCAGCAUUACUGUCAAUCUGUUGUAUGCUACUUUUGGGUUUCGCCGAUGAUGUGUUGGACCUUCGCUGGAGGCACAAAUUAUUGUUACCGACCAUAGCUUCCUUGCCGCUUUUGAUGGUCUAUUAUAUUAACUUUAACUCUACUCUGAUCAUCGUACCGAAACCGUUGAGACCUUGGUUCGGUUUCUCGGUGGAUCUUUGGAUGUUUUAUUAUCUGUAUAUGGGGAUGCUGGCAGUGUUCUGUACGAACGCCAUAAACAUAUUAGCUGGUAUAAACGGUUUAGAAGUCGGACAGAGUCUAGUAAUUUCGGCGAGCAUACUUUUGUUCAAUGUGAUUGAAUUAUCGGGAGAUCUUUGGAAGGCGCAUCAAUUUUCGUUGUAUUUCAUGCUUCCGUACAUAGCUACAUCGCUGGCCUUAUUCAAAUUCAAUUGGUAUCCGGCGCAGGUGUUCGUGGGCGAUACCUUUUGUUAUUUGUCUGGGAUGACGUUCGCUGUAGUAGGAAUUAUCGGUCAUUUUAGCGAAACGAUUUUGCUAUUUUUCAUUCCACAGAUAAUUAACUUCCUUUAUAGCGUGCCGCAAUUAUUUCAUUUCAUACCCUGCCCUAGGCACAGGCUACCAAAGUACAAUAAAGAGACCGAUAAAUUGGAUAUCAGUACCACGGUGUUUAAUAAAAAGGAUAUCGGAAUUAUCGGUAAACUUAUAACGUGGGUAUUUAGGAAAUUGAGGAUAGUAAAAUGGCAAGAGGAUAAGGAAGGUACUGUUACUUGUAACAAUCUCACGCUAAUUAAUUUCAUGUUGAUUAAAACUGGCCCGAUGAAAGAAUCUACACUCACAUCGACUUUAUUACUUAUUCAGGUGGCUAGCAGUGUAUUAGCAUUCAUUAUAAGGUACCCUCUUGUUGCAAUCUUCUAUGAAACAUGAAAAUGCAUGAUGCAUAUUUCAGAGGAAAAUAGAAUGUAAAUUACAUGAUUACUUUACUAUCUUUCUUUCAUAAUGAAACAAUGUAUAUAUGUAUAUUACAAUAUAUACCCAAGUUUUUUAAUAUAGAAUUUUUUCUUUCAUAAAUCAUAAUGUAUGUAUGUUUUAAAAAGAACUGAUUCUGCAAAUGCGCAUAUACUCUAACAAUUUGUAUUUAUUAACAAAUUGUAACUACAGUUCUUGAUUGUUAUCAAUUGUUGGGAAUAAUAUGUUAUUGUACCAUUCUCAGGAAAUAAAAUGUGUUCCUUUUCGAUUUGUAAA